This is a messenger RNA of Lymnaea stagnalis (great pond snail), 165 nucleotides long. The record is from the annotation of a GenBank genome assembly. Lineage: Eukaryota; Metazoa; Mollusca; Gastropoda; Lymnaeidae.
GCCGGUUUGUUCCCGUGGUCGGAGGACAUUCCGGCCGGUUCGGUCGGACGCGGAGUCCUCCCGGCGGUGCGCAUCGCCUUGGAUCACGUCAACAAUGACACGCGCAUCAACCGGAAGUACACACUUAAAAUGGCGUACAACGACACACGGGUGAGUCUUGGUGUG